AUGAAAGAAGCGGAAAUACGGAGGCUCUUCGCUGCCAACCUCCUCCGUGUUUUUUCAGUUAUUCUGACAGCAGUUGUUCCGGCUUUCUUCUGGGACGGAUUCACAGUUUUGGGAACACACCUCACGUGGCUGUGUGUUUGUUCUGUUUUUAUUAGUACCCUUAGUAUAAUCUUGCACUUAGGCCUUAAACCAAAUCUGACCCCUAAGAGAAGUUCACUUGCUCACAAGAUAUCCAGAUUUCUAAAAUGCUGUAUAUACUUUUUCAUGUCUUGCAUACUAUUUCAUGCGAUUAUUGUUCUUUAUGGAGCACCCCUGAUAGAGUAA
Phaethon lepturus (White-tailed tropicbird) is the source of this 324-nucleotide messenger RNA. RefSeq names its product phosphatidylinositol-glycan biosynthesis class F protein-like. NCBI's taxonomy places the organism in Eukaryota, Metazoa, Chordata, Aves, Phaethontiformes, Phaethontidae. Bases 1 to 324 code for a protein of 107 amino acids. The transcript is spliced from 2 exons. Gene Ontology annotation, biological process: GPI anchor biosynthetic process. The record is from RefSeq and is a predicted model, not a curated record. Gene Ontology annotation, cellular component: endoplasmic reticulum membrane.